UUUUCCUCCUAGGUCUUUGCUAUUGUCUCAUUAUUCCCCUCCUACGCUGCUCCUUGAGUGUCCUGGGCAGCUCAGGAGCUUUUCCGGAGGCAGACCAUGACCAAUCUCACAGCAGUAUCCAUCUUCCUCCUCCGGGGCUUCUCAGCUGUCCCGCAGUUACAGCUGCUCCACACUGCCACCUUCCUUCUCAUUUACCUGGCUGCGAUUCUGGGGAACAUCUCUAUUGUGGCCGCUGUGACACACGACGCCCGCCUGCACACACCCAUGUACUUCUUCCUCAAACACCUCUCCUUGGUGGAUAUCUGCUCCGUGUCCACCACCCUGCCCCGGGCCCUGGUGGCCACCACGCUGGGCUCCAGGGAGGUUUCCCUCUGUGCGUGUGCAUCCCAGCUCUUUGCCUUUGUCUGCCUUGGGUCCACGGAGUGUUUUCUCAUCACCUCCAUGGCUUUCGAUCGUUGUCUGGCCAUCUACAGGCCCCUGGUGUAUAGAGCAGCCAUGAGCCCCGAGACCUGCGUCUCCCUGGUGUCGGUGGCCUGGGGCAGCGGGCUCGUUUUCUCGGCCUUCCACACAGCCAACACCUUCUCCCUGCCCUUUUGUGGCCCCAAUGUGAUUGACCACUUCUUCUGCGACAUCCCCCCACUCAUGCGUCUAGCCUGUGCCAAUGCAGAUGACCAUGAGGCUUCAGGAUUUGCGGUCAGUGGCUGCGUCAUCAUGAGCUGCUUUGGCCUCACUGUCUUGUCCUACGUCCGCAUCUUGGCCACUGUGUUUCAGAUCCACUCUGCCGCCGGCUGCUGGAAGGCCUUCUCCACAUGUUCUUCCCACCUGGCCACCGUGCUCCUGUUUUAUGGCACUGGCAGCUCUGCCUACAUGCAGCCCAGCAGCAGCUACUCCCUGAUGCAAGGGCGCAUGGCUGCUGUCUUCUACUCCAUCCUCACACCCGCCCUGAAUCCACUUAUCUAUGGCCUGAGGAACAAGGACGUGAAGGGAGCCCUGCAGAAGCUUUAUCCUCGGGGGCCAUUUUAGGAGUUGGCAUCUGGACAUGGGAGGGACCCAGAAAUCCGCCCUCACAGGAUUUUCCCUGUGGUCACAAUGAAGGUGCUAGUGCCUCCAGAGACCACCAGGAACACACCUGUUGCCAAAAAGUUGGCAACAAAGUUGGAUGACAAUGAUCCAUUCAGGAGGCCCGGGUAGAUGUCCAGGUAAGACAGAGAUAUGUCUGAUGGGGUUGAUUUAGGUAAAUGGUACUAUAUGUACAUGGGGAAGAUGGAGCAAGAGGGAGUGAAUAAUUUAAAUAGUAGGGAUCACUCCAUCCAAAAGCCCCUUCAAUGACCCUACAUCCCGGACUGUAGAUCCAACAGGAGAUCUUCCUUUCAGUUUCCAUGGGCCUUCCACAGAUGGGCACACCUUGGCCUACUCACGUGCUUCUCAUGGCUAGGGGUAGACAUUUAAUAUCUGUUUUCCUGUAUGGUGACUAACAUAAUAAAAAAACAUUAAUAUAAAAAAAAAUCUGUUCUCUGUGCAAGCCAAUGACUUCAACAGAAGAAGCAACUAUUCCAGA
Messenger RNA from Ailuropoda melanoleuca (giant panda), 1558 nucleotides. Its product is annotated as olfactory receptor 9G4. Gene Ontology annotation, cellular component: membrane. The record is from RefSeq and is a predicted model, not a curated record. NCBI's taxonomy places the organism in Eukaryota, Metazoa, Chordata, Mammalia, Carnivora, Ursidae. Gene Ontology annotation, biological process: G protein-coupled receptor signaling pathway. Gene Ontology annotation, molecular function: G protein-coupled receptor activity; olfactory receptor activity. Bases 97 to 1023 code for a protein of 308 amino acids. The transcript has a single exon.